AUGAACAGCUUUAAUGUAAAGAAAAUCAAAGUUAAUAUUGCUGUUAUUACUAGUCUCUUUAAACUCUGUCAAAUCAUAAUAUUUAUUAUGGAAACUGCAGUUCGUAAAGCUACUCGACUCGAAUAUAGACCUCCUAAAGUUAAACAUCUUAUAACUUUAAGAGAUUGGACAUAUGAUAAUCCAGAAAGUAUAGACCGUAUGCUAGUAUGUCUCGAAAAGAGAUUAAAAGAACGUUCAUGGAUUAUUACUUAUAAAGUAUUCGCUAUCUUACAUUAUUUAAUGCGUGAAGGCAAUUGUACACAAGUUGUAGACUCAGUUAUUAGACGUCCAUCUGUACUUGAUGCUAGUCAAAUUAAAAAUAAAUCUUCAAUCCCUGCCAAUAUCCAAAAUAUCUAUUUGUAUAGAGCUUAUUUAGAUGAACGUAUUAUUGCUUUUCGAAAUUUAAAAAGAGAUUAUAUAAAGGAGACAUCUUCGAAAAAAGAAGGUCGACUUCGACAUUUACGUAUAGAGGAUGGUCUAUUAAAAGACACAACUGCCUUACAAAGACAAAUGGAAUCCGUAUUAAAAUGCAAGUUUUAUCUUGGGGAAAAAGAUCCUUCCAUAACUCUUUUUGCAUAUAGAAUGGUAAUUGAAGAUCUAUUAUCAUUGUUUCAAGCAGUAAAUGAAGGUGUAGUUAAUAUUUUAGAGCAUUAUUUUGAAAUGAAUAAAGCACAUGCAACUACCGCAUUAACUAUCUACAAGACAUUUGCACAUCAAACAGAGCUAACAAUAGACUAUUUAAAUAACGCUAAAAGAAUGGAGAUUGACUUGGAAAUGAAUAUUCCUUCUAUUAAACAUGCUCCGCUGUCACUUGCUUCUGCUUUGGAAGAAUAUCUUAAUGAUGUAGGGAAAAAGACCGGACUAAAACAAGCAGAGAAGGCACCAACUCUCGUUACUCAGCAACAAACUACUACUACUACUACUGCCUCUACUCAACAACCACAACAGUCCUUAGUUCAAACACCAUUCAUGCCUUUAUCAGCUACACAACAGACGACAAAUUAUCAAAUACAGAAUACACCUUUUAAUAAUAAUAAUAAUAAUAACCAUAAUCAAUCAAUCAUGGAUGCUGCAUUCUCUACACUUAAUAGACACUCUACCUUACCUAUUCAGCAACAGUCAACUAGGAUGACACCCUCUUUAAUAACUCGUUCUUCUACCAUUACUAAUUCUACAAACCCAUUUUUGAAUAUGACAGCCUUAUCACAGCCGACUCCUCAUUUUACUACCAGUAAUAGUAAUCACUUUCAUUCUCCUUUUGCUACAAUUGGGCAUGCUCCACAACGACCUACUUCCAGCAGUACUCUUACCACGGCUAGUCUUAUUGGAGAUUCUUAUUUCAGGUCAUUAAGUAUGAAUGCAGUGAAUACCAACAAUCAAAUCCAAUUAAACAACACUAAUAUUGAUUUCAGCAACAACAGCACUAGUAAUAAUAAUAAUAAUAAUCAACAACAAAUACCUGUUGCUAAGCCUAUUCUACCUCAAGCAACAGGCAUGACUAGUAGUAGCUAUAAUCCUUUUUCACCUGUAACACCUCCUUUAACUCCUAAUCAACCUAUGAACCUCUUUUCGUCAUCCUCUCCAAUGUCAACUGUAUCACGUAAUCCAUUUUCACAACAAAAUUUUAAUUUUAAUAAUAAUAAUAAUAAUACAACAAAUAUGAAUCCACAAUUUCAAUCAUCUUCAGCAUUUUAAUCAUGUGAUGUGUAUAUAUAAGUAAA
Cokeromyces recurvatus is the source of this 1760-nucleotide messenger RNA. RefSeq names its product ANTH domain-containing protein. The record is from RefSeq and is a predicted model, not a curated record. Lineage: Eukaryota; Fungi; Mucoromycota; Mucoromycetes; Mucorales; Mucoraceae. The transcript is spliced from 10 exons. Gene Ontology annotation, molecular function: SNARE binding; 1-phosphatidylinositol binding; clathrin heavy chain binding. The coding region runs from base 1 to 1734 and encodes 577 amino acids. Gene Ontology annotation, biological process: clathrin-dependent endocytosis; vesicle budding from membrane; clathrin coat assembly. Gene Ontology annotation, cellular component: clathrin-coated pit; clathrin-coated vesicle.